CUCGACGAGUCCUCGCUUCCCCUCUCCAGAUCAGACACAUGCUUCUCCAUUCUAUCCAUAUUACCCCCCACCAUCAUCACAGGCUGCUGGUCCAUCCACUGGUCCUCACCCUCCUUACCCUUACCCAUAUUACUACCCCUAUCCGGUGCAGCAUGAACAGGGUGGACCAUCACGACCACCAGAGGUUGGCGCUACCGAUCCUGCAACAGCAACAGAUAAGCGUCAAUACAUCGAGCCUGACGGCGAUAAGUAAGUUCAAUUUAAGUUAUUCAGUUGUUUUUAUUUUGAUAUAUUACAUGUUAUUGAUAAACAAAGUCACUUGCAGCUUCAAUCCUUCAAGGCCACCUAUACAUAUGAUCCGGGAUAUAAUAAAGAAUAAGUAUGAUGCUCCUUACUUAUCCUGGAAGAAGAUCCCAAAGCCUGUUAGAGAUAUGUGGUUUGGAGAAUUUCAGAAAGAAUUUAGGUGGUUGCCUGAGUACAGCACGAGGAUCAGAUCUAAUUUUGAGAGGAGAGGAGCGACCCGUCUCAGAGACAUGUUCACGGACAUUAGAAAGUCCGGGCAGAGGCCUAAUUGGAUUGGAGAGGGCGUUUGGGCAGAUUUGAGUAGUGCUUGGGCUACCCCGGAGUUUAUAAAAAUGAGAGAGCAGAAUAAACAGAACAGAGCCUCUGACUGCGGCGGUUUAGGAAGCUCUCUUCAUACUGGUGGAUCUGUACCUCAUACAGAACAUAGGCGGCGACUGAAAGCGCACCUGGGUCGGGAGCCAACACCAUUGGAGCUGCAUACAAGAACUCAUCAACAUCAAGCUGACCAGAAGUGGGUUGAUGAGAAAUCUAAGAAGGCUCAUGUGAGUAAAAUUUUUUGGAUUUUUAGAAUAAAAAUUUAUUUUAAUAAAACUAUUUGUAACUUGCAGGAUGAUUUCUUACGAGUUAGAGAAAGUAGGCAGUCCACUGGCGAGGGAUCAUCUUCUGGAUCGGCCCAUACUUCUGAGUAUCAGACAUGGUCAGAAGUUGUUGGUGGAAGACAGAGGGGGAGGGUAUAUGGCAUGGGUUCACAAGCUUUUGCUAUUGAGGGCAGUUCAUACACCUCUGCAUUCCAUGAUCCAAGUGGAGCUGAAGAAUCUGUAAGUGAGAGGGUUGCAGCACUUACUAGAGAGAUUGAAGAGAUGAAAAGGGUUCAAGCUAGAGAGAAUGAAGAAAUGAGGAAGGCUCAGAAUGAAAUGCAAGCAGAGUUGCAAUCCUACAGAGCUGGAAAACAAAGGAAGAAGGACCAACAGGAGCAGCCAUCUGCAGACAGUGAGGAUACCGAUGAUGAUUAGAUGUUUAUUAUGUUUGAUGAAUGUAUUAAUUAGAACUUGUAAACUUCUGAACUGGUGAUUGUAGCAUUAUCAUGAACUAUCUUGUGAAUUUGUGAUUGUAAUGUUGUGAUGAAUUUUGUAUUUUCUGGUUGUGAUGAAUAUAGCGGCGUGUUGCCCAACAUAUAUAUGCUUUUUCUGCAGGUUUAGACUUUAGGGUGAACCUCCCUCAAAUAGAGGGGAUGCUGUCAAUUUUUUUUUUCAGGUGCUACAGGUUUCCGGCGGCUAACCGGCGGUUUGGCCGCCGGAAACUACGAUACCGGACGGGUAAGAUAUAGCCGCCGGUGUUAUUAUUAAACCGCCGGUGAAUACCGGCGGCUUACCGACGGUCACCGGCGGUUCUACGAUGGACGCACGACGGUUUAAACCGUCGGUAAUACCGACGGCUAUAACCGCCGUCAACCGCCGGUAAGUUACCGGCGGUCUAACGGCGCCGUCCGGCGGUCUAAUGAACCAGACGACGCCAGGUUUAACCGCCGGAAAA
Dendrobium catenatum is the source of this 1836-nucleotide messenger RNA. RefSeq lists its product as uncharacterized. NCBI's taxonomy places the organism in Eukaryota, Viridiplantae, Streptophyta, Magnoliopsida, Asparagales, Orchidaceae. The coding region runs from base 39 to 1316 and encodes 425 amino acids. The transcript has 3 exons. The record is from RefSeq and is a predicted model, not a curated record.